AUGGCGAUAGGACUUAACAUGGCCUGUCUCAACAAGCUCACUUGCUUCUGCGUGCUCGCUGUCACGGUCUUCGAGAUCGUCUCCAACCUGGUCUCCUCGGACCAGUCCUUCUCCGACCUCCUCGUCACGAGGAUGCUCAGCGAGUACGAGCAGAAGCUCAAGGGCGCCCCACGGUGCAACUCGACCCGCGAGUACGCUGUCUUCACCAUCAUAUCCAGCACAGAUCCGGACUACCCGAGAGGAGCGACCACGCUGAGGAAGAGCAUCACCUUGUUCGGGAAGCUUGACAGCUGCCGCGUCGAGACCAUCUCGCUGGUGAUCGACGAGGUAGCGAGAGAGCCCUCGUUCCAGGCAGACCUGCAGAGGAUGAAGGAGGUGGGAUGGAAGCUCGUGCUGGUACCCGAGAUCAAGAUGCCGGAGAGCAUGAUAGCCAAGGUCGACUCUCCUCGCUUCAUCCCUCUCUUCACGAAGCUGCACGUGUUCAACGCGACGCAGUACAAGGCGGUGUUGUUCCUGGACUCAGACAUGUCGGUGCUGGGAGACAUGAUGCCGCUCUUCGACCGCUAUGUACCCGAGCUCAAGGCCAGGAAGCUCAACCUGGGGUGGGUGCAUGACCAGCCCUACAGCGUGUUCAAAGGAUCGUCGGCGAACGCGGGGAUGAUGCUGGUGAUUCCGGACAGGCGGCUGUUUGUCGACCUCAUCGCAAGCAUCACCACGCUGGAGUUUGAUGCCAAGAUGUCGGAGCAAGGCUUCCUGAACAAGUACUUCGAGCACAGAUCGAUGCUCCUGCCGGACGUGUACAACUACAACGCGGUCGUGGCUCUAAGGAAUCAGAGCUUGUGGGAUGCGACCGAGCUUGGCUCCAUCGUGAUCUUCCAUCACACGAUCGCGAAGCCUUUCUACAGCAUCAUCGGGGCAGACCUGGCGUGCCUGGUCAACAACCACUACCACAUCUGCAAGAUCUGGAAGAAGAUCGACAAGCUCAACCUAACGGUGUCUCCUUCAAACUGA
Guillardia theta CCMP2712 is the source of this 1011-nucleotide messenger RNA. RefSeq lists its product as hypothetical. Gene Ontology annotation, molecular function: glycosyltransferase activity. The coding region runs from base 1 to 1011 and encodes 336 amino acids. The transcript has a single exon. Lineage: Eukaryota; Cryptophyceae; Pyrenomonadales; Geminigeraceae. The record is from RefSeq and is a predicted model, not a curated record.